CAUUUGCUUAUUGCUAAAAGAAAUCAUCAAUCCUUACUAUGGCUACAAACAACAUGGGUCUCCUCCAACUCAUGCUCCUAUUGCAACUAUGGACAGGGGUUCUAACCCAGCUGGCAGAGGCAGUGCGUUCUCUGGAUGAAGAGGUGCUAACUCUGACAGCUCCGGCGAGCUCAAGGGACUACCCCGACCCGCCGGCGAGAAGAGAUGUUUAUUCUAACGGUAAAAUCCAUGACAUCACCCAUUUGAUAAAUCCUAAAAUGCCAAAAUGGGGGAGUCCUGAUGGGAUGGGACAAGUGGUAACCAUUAUUGAUGAUAUGAAAAAGGGUGCAGUAGCUUAUACUUCAGAGAUGGAUCUUCCUUCUCACACUGGAACACAUGUUGAUGCUCCAUCUCAUUUUUUUGAAGACUACUUUGACAAAGGCUUUGACACUAGCACUCUUAGUUUGAAGACUCUUAAUGGUCCAGCACUGGUGGUUGAUGUUCCUAGAAAUAGUAACAUAACUGCCGAAGUAAUGAAGAACUUGCAAAUUCCUCAAGGAAUACAUCGCGUUCUUUUCAGAACUCUAAACUCUGAUAGGAAGCUUAUGUACCAAUCUGAAUUUCAUUCCGACUAUGUUGGGAUCAUGGGAGAUGGAGCAAAUUGGAUUGUUGAUAACACAGACAUCAAGCUUGUUGGCAUUGAUUACCUGUCUAUUGCUUCCUAUACUGAUGCCGUCCCAACACAUCAAGCCUUAUUGAAGAACAGGGAAAUUGUAAUUGUGGAAGGGCUAAAACUUGACGACGUCGCAGCAGGAAUAUAUGAUCUGCACUGCUUGCCUCUGAGGGUGCUUGGUGCUGAGGGAACACCUGCAAGAUGCAUUCUCACAGGCCUCUAAUUUCAUGUGGAAGGACUUUGUGCCUUUAUUAUGAAAAUAAAUUAAUGACUUUUGUGCCUUUAUCGUGAGAAUAAAUUAAAAUAUAAAUAUAAAUCAAUAUUAUUGUGUUUAA
This is a messenger RNA of Manihot esculenta (cassava), 987 nucleotides long. Its product is annotated as cyclase-like protein 2. Gene Ontology annotation, molecular function: arylformamidase activity. Bases 39 to 875 code for a protein of 278 amino acids. NCBI's taxonomy places the organism in Eukaryota, Viridiplantae, Streptophyta, Magnoliopsida, Malpighiales, Euphorbiaceae. The transcript is spliced from 6 exons. The record is from RefSeq and is a predicted model, not a curated record.